Molecule: messenger RNA, 1329 nt
Organism: Penicillium cataractarum
Lineage: Eukaryota; Fungi; Ascomycota; Eurotiomycetes; Eurotiales; Aspergillaceae
Exons: 6
Coding region: 1-1329 (442 amino acids)
Biological process (GO): L-phenylalanine catabolic process
Cellular component (GO): cytoplasm
Molecular function (GO): homogentisate 1,2-dioxygenase activity
Source: RefSeq, a predicted model, not a curated record
AUGACAACUUCCACGUUCAAGAUCGAUGAUAACCUCAAAUACUUGAAUGGCUUCAACGGCUUUCACCAGUCUGAAGCAGUAGAGGGUGCUAUUCCAUCGGUUAUUAAUAUCCCUCAAAAAUCCUCCCACGGGCUCUAUACUGAACGUAUCUCCGGAAGCUCUUUUACCGUGCCGAGGAAGGACUCAAAGCAAACGUGGCUAUACCGGCUUCUUCCAUCGACAUGCCAUAAAGAUUUUAGCUUACUCGAAGCUAAUCCGUUCAAUUUCAACAAUACCUUGAACUUGAAGUACCAGUAUUCUCCUAAUCGGUUUACCUGGGCCCCUGUGCAAAUUGCCGAGGAAGCAGAUUUUCUUACUGGUCUUCAAUUGAUUGGAGGCGCUGGUGAUCCUACUAUGAAACAAGGACUAGCAUACUAUGCCUUCACAGCUGGAAAGUCAAUGCCACCUAACCAGGCAUUCUAUAGCGCAGAUGGAGAUAUCCUUUUAGUUCCGCAGAAGGGCACUCUCGAUUUACGCACGGAAAUGGGCAAUCUUCGCGUCCGAUCUGGGGAGAUUUGCGUUGUUCCCCGAGGAAUUCGUUUCCACGUUUCGCUCCCAGCAGGUCAGGUGCGAGGCUUUGCACUCGAACUGUUCGAGGGCCAUUUCGAGUUACCAGAGCUUGGGCCAAUUGGCUCUACCGGCCUUGCAAAUAUUCGUGAUUUCGAGAUUCCUACUGCUAGCUUCGAAAACUCUGAUGUUGAUACGGAGAUUAUCGCUAAGUUUGCUGGCCAGAUGCACCACGCUAUGUAUCAGGGUAGUAUCUUUAACGUUGCUGGGUGGUCGGGAACAUAUUACCCUUUUAAGUAUGAUCUAGGAAAAUUCAACACUAUCGGCUCAAUCUCAUACGAUCACACAGAUCCUUCAAUCUUCACAGUCCUCACUGCGCCUUCAUCUGUUCCAGGAGAAGCCGUCGUUGACGUUGCAGUCCUUGGUUCUCGCUGGCUUGUCAUGGAGAAGACCUACCGUCCGCCAUACUUCCAUCGCAACACUAUGUCGGAGUUUGCUUUCCUCAUUAAAGGCGGAUUUGAUGUUACUCCGUUGCCUCCACAGUUAGAAGGCUUGUUCUCAUUAGCCAACACUAUGUGUGCCCAUGGAGCGGACGCAGAGAGCUGGAAACAAGCGACUGAAAAGGUGCUGGUGCCAGAGAAGAUACCUCCCGGAAAUUUGGGAAUGUUGUUUGAGAGCAAAUACUUCAUUGGAUUGACCGAAACAGCGAACAAGAAACUAAUGAAGGUUCCGGGGAGAAGUGCGGCAUUUGAGAAGGCGAAUAUUCAAUUGAUCUCAGACUAA